Messenger RNA from Aedes aegypti (yellow fever mosquito), 2287 nucleotides. RefSeq names its product cytochrome P450 6A1. NCBI's taxonomy places the organism in Eukaryota, Metazoa, Arthropoda, Insecta, Diptera, Culicidae. Bases 134 to 1300 code for a protein of 388 amino acids. The transcript has 6 exons. Gene Ontology annotation, molecular function: heme binding; oxidoreductase activity, acting on paired donors, with incorporation or reduction of molecular oxygen; iron ion binding. The record is from RefSeq and is a predicted model, not a curated record.
UCGGAUAAAACCAGUUUGGGCCCAAAAAAUAACUGAUAAAACAGAUUGUUCAAAUAAGUGUUCAUCACAUUAGAUCUGCACAUAACAUUCAGUACCAGUUUGGUUUUGUCCAUUGACAAUCAAAGCAGCAACCAUGCUGUUGUAUCUUCUGUUGACCGUGGUCACGUUGGCCUAUCUCUGGAUAGGCCGGCGGUAUUCGUACUGGAAGCAACGUUCCGUACCCUACGUUGAGCCCCGAUUCCCAUUCGGGAAUCUCCAAGGUCUGAACAAGCGUCACUUUGGCCUGUUGGCGCAGGAUGUGUACUCAAAACUGAAAGGAAGUGGAAGCAAAUUUGGAGGAAUGUUCUUUUUUGUGAACCCGGUGGCUGUGAUUCUGGAUUUGGACUUUGCUAAGGAUGUCUUCGUGAAGGAUUUCCAGUACUUCCACGAUCGUGGAGUAUACAGCAAUGAGAAAGUGGACCCCAUUACGUCUCAUCUGGUGGCUAUGGAAGGAAUCAAGUGGAAGAAUUUAAGAGCGAAAUUAACCCCUACCUUCACUUCGGGUAAGAUGAAGAUGAUGUUUCCGACUAUUACGGCAGUUGCAGACGAAUUCCGGAAGUGUAUGGUAAACGAAGUUGACAAGGGAGGAGAAAUCGAAAUGAAAGAGUUCUUGGCACGAUUCACAACCGAUGUGAUUGGAAGUUGUGCUUUCGGUUUGGAAUGUAACAGUCUAGCAGAUCCUGAAGCUGAAUUCAGAAAAAUGGGCAAAAAAGCAUUGACCAUGUCACCGAUGGGUUUCCUAAGGAGAAUACUCAGUGUUACAUUUAGAGAUUUAGCCAAAUUUCUCGGAGUGAGAAUCUCCGAUCCAGAUGUGGCUACGUUCUUCAUGAAUGUCGUUCGAAGCACCAUUGAGUAUCGUGAGCGGAAUAAGGUUCAGAGAAACGAUUUCAUGGAUUUGCUUAUCAAAUUGAAGAACGUGGAACCUAUCGAUGAGAACACCAAUCAAUUGGGACCGUUGACAUUCAACGAGAUUGUUGCGCAAGCGUUCGUGUUUUUCCUGGCUGGUUUCGAGACGUCGUCCACGACAAUGUGUUUCUGUCUCUAUGAACUUGCCAAAAAUCAGGAAUUGCAGGACAAAGCGCGUCGCAACAUUGAUGAAGUUCUAGCCAAGUAUGGUACAAUGACGUAUGAAGCAGUGCACGAGAUGAGAUACAUGGAAAAUUGCAUCAACGAAUCUCUUCGGAAAUACCCACCUCUGCCGAACAUCCUGCGAAAUGUGAAUAAGCCAUACACGGGAAAAAAUCUGAUCCCAUUAUCAUGAUUUACGAAUCAUGAAAAUUAUAAAUUGCUCUUGGGACGAAAUCAUGAUUCAGACUCAUGAUUUUUGAAGCUGAGCUACCACUAUCAUGAUUCAGAGCAACCAUUUUCAUGAGCUCCAAAUCAUGACCAUGAAAAGCGUUACGCACACGGUGCACCUGUCAAAACGUGUUUAGCAAAGCUUGUGCAAAGCAUAGUUGGCUGCGCAUUCACGGAAAAGUUGCCCUUUUUUUAAAAAAAAGUUCACUUUUAUUGCCGGUUUCCUGCGCCGCUGUUGCUCUACUGUCGUUCCUGCUCUACUAUUCCGUUCCUGCUCCGUUGAUAUCGAGCUAUUCCGGCUCUGCAGAACUACCGCCGUUUCAUUCUGUUCCUUUCCUGCCGUGGCUGUUGCCCAUUCCGGCUCCUGUGUACCCGUUCCGGCUCCGCAUUGAGGGAAAAUUCAUCCGGCUCCGCUCUACUAACUACCGCCGUUUUAUUGUCCCAGUGCCACUGUCGCCAUUCCCGCCGCGGCUGUUGCCGUCCAAUAGGUGCAUCCGUUCCGGCUCCGCAUUGAGUGACCAGCUCCGCCCUACCAACUACCGCUCCCGAUUUUGUUGCCGUUCCGGACGUUUCGUUUUCAGCCUUGGCUGGUUCCGCCCAGUAGGUGUUCCCGUUCUGACUUCCCCCACAACUACCGAACGCAGGAGAUAUAGAAGGGAGGACCGAGCGGCGACUGAACCAUCUCCGCGAAAAAUUUGGGGAAUCAUCGCUACAACCUCAAAUUGUCGCAGUGGGCACGAGCAACUCAACAAAAGCAACGAUGGUUAUUUUUGGCGGCGCGGAGUAUAUCGCAGAUAAUAUUGUGCAUGCUGUAUGCAUUUGUAUGCAUAUCACUUAUGUGCUAAAUUUGCGAUAUACUCCGGACUGCAAACCGCUGUGGCUCUUUGUUCAGUCAUACCUGUUCAAAAUCCCGGCGUCCAUUAUUGAGCUCCCGAAGAGCACACGUGAUUUC